Molecule: messenger RNA, 1310 nt
Organism: Rhinolophus ferrumequinum (greater horseshoe bat)
Lineage: Eukaryota; Metazoa; Chordata; Mammalia; Chiroptera; Rhinolophidae
Gene: PNMT
Product: phenylethanolamine N-methyltransferase
Exons: 3
Coding region: 254-1225 (323 amino acids)
Cellular component (GO): cytosol
Molecular function (GO): phenylethanolamine N-methyltransferase activity
Source: RefSeq, a predicted model, not a curated record
GCAAAAGGGGGUUACGGCUGCGGGAGCUAGAGAAGAGCGACGGGAGGAGGUUGGGUUUGGCGGGGCCGGGGAUCUAAGGAUUAUGGGGGUGUGAAACUGAGGUGCAGGUCGCGGAAGCGGGACUCAGUGCAAGCCAGGUAAGGCAAAGGGUGGGGGGCAGCGAGCGCAGCUGUGAACAGGGGUGGGAACACAUGUUCCCGCGGCUGCCGCCCACAUCCCCGUGUGUCUGCCACCCGGACACUAACGGAGAUGGAUGGGCUGGGGGAGACGCAGAGCGCGUGGCCCCAGGCGGCUCUGCUCUCGCCCGCCGCCCCCGCAGCGGAGGGGUCGGGGCGGGGGUCUGGACGCAGAUAAAGGGGCUGAGACGAGAGCGGGGAACACGGCCGGCAGCGGCGGCAGCAUGAGCACCGCAGACCCUGACUCGCACCCGGCCCGGGAGGCGGUGGCCUCCGCCUACCAGCGCUUCGAGCCCCGUGCCUACCUCCGCAACAACUACGCGCCUCCGCGGGGAAACCUGAGCAGCCCUGACGGCGUCGGGCCUUGGAAGCUGCGUUGCUUGGCGCAGACCUUCGCCACCGGUGAAGUGUUUGGACGCACCCUCAUCGACAUUGGGUCGGGCCCCACCAUAUACCAGCUGCUCAGCGCCUGCGCCCACUUUGAGGACAUCACCAUGACAGACUUCCUGGAGGUGAAUCGCCAGGAGCUGGAGCUCUGGCUUCGGGAGGAACCUGGGGCCUUCGAUUGGAGCACGUACAGCCAGCAUGUCUGCCUCAUUGAGGACAAGGGUGAGUCCUGGCAGGAGAAGGAGCACCAGCUGCGAGCCAGGGUGAAGCGGGUCCUGCCCAUCGAUGUGCACCAGCCCCAGCCCCUGGGUGCUGGGGACCUGGUGCCCCUGCCUGCCGAUGCCCUGGUCUCGGCCUUCUGCCUGGAGGCGGUGAGCCCCGACCUGACCAGCUUCCAGCGGGCCCUGGACCACAUCACCACUCUGCUGAGGCCUGAGGGGCACCUCCUCCUCAUCGGGGCCCUGGAGGAGUCAUGGUACCUGGCUGGGGAGGCCAGGCUGGCAGUGGUGCCGGUGUGUGAGGAGGAGGUGAGGGAGGCCCUGGUGCGCAGUGGCUACAAGGUACGGGACCUGCGCACCUACACCAUGCCUGCCCACCUUCGCACAGGCGUUGACGAUGUCAAGGGCAUUUUCUUUGCCUGGGCCCAGAAGGUCAGGGUGUAAGGCCCCCGUGUCCCCAGCGCCAGCAGCCCUCAUCCACCCAGUUCCCUAUUAUCUGAGGUGGCACCUAAUAAAGAAAUGUCUCUGC